GAAGCCGUGACAGAGCCAGCGAACAGUAUAGUACAGCAGUAGAGAGCAGCGUCGCAGGAGAAUAGAGUGCUGCAGACAUACUCCACCACACGGCCAUACAAGCACAGAAGCCCAGCACGAUAUAGCACGACAGCCGCACGCCAUAUCUGCAGCAGAGCGAAAGGAGCGAUAUAUACCCGGGCAGCCUCCUUUGAGCGGACUUGAGUACUUCAGCAUUAUCAGCCCACCACUCUGGCUAUCUCAGUCAUAAACCAUGUGCCGUCUGCUCGUCUACAAGGGCACGGAGUCCAUACAGAUAUCCCAUCUCGUCACCCGUCCCAGACAUAGUAUCAUCAACCAGGCUUUCGAGUCCAAGCUGCGUAUGCCCAGCAGUCGUCCGCUCAACGCGGAUGGCUUCGGUAUAGGCUGGUACGAUCCUCUCCCCGCAAUCCCUGCUUCCGCCGCACCUCGCCCCGCUACUUCUCCUGUACCUUCUUCAACACCGUGUACCUGUCCCAACGUUGUCACUGCUCAAGCUUCGCACUCACAAGCGUACGAUGUCCAGGGAAACUAUCCGGUAGAUGCCGACGGACAGAUGGAUGAGAACACUUUGGAAGUGAUGAAAGAGCGAGAGGUUGAGAGAGAGCUGGAGAAUGAGAGGCCAUGCUUGUUCAAGUCUAUAUCGCCGGCAUGGAGUAAUGCCAAUCUCACCCGUCUGGCUGAAAAGAUUCGCUCUUCCCUUGUAUUUGCUCACGUCCGAGCCUCCACCAUGUCUGGUGCUCCAAGCGAAGACAAUUGCCAUCCAUGGAUGUUUGAUAAACUAAUGUGGAUGCACAAUGGCGAGAUCAACGAUUUCCCCAAAAUCAAGCGGGCGUUGCAACAAAGUCUACCUGAAGAGCUGUUCUUGUACCCUUCGGGAUAUACCGACUCCGAAUGGGCGUUCAUGGUGUUCCUCUCCAAACUGAAAAACCCCCACGCUCGAUCAUUCACCCAUGUCGAAUUACGGGACGCCAUGAUGGAGACCAUUCAUUGCAUCAACAAGUUAUGCAAGGAAGCUGGUUGUACCGGCCCAUCAUUGAUGAAUUUUGUCGUCACUGAUGGCUCUACCGUUGUCGCGACGCGCUAUAUCUCGUCCCGAACGUCCGAAGCCUCUUCCCUAUUCUUCUCCUCUGGCACGUCCUUUGACGAGUAUCAAGGUUCUGGAAGGGGCCUCUAUAGGAUGACAAAGGCGGACAAGCGGGAGAACAUCAUUAUGAUCGCGAGUGAGCCAUUGACGUUCGAAAGGAGCGAUUGGAUGGAGGUGAAGACCAACACCAUGAUGGUCAUUACUCCAAAAAUGAAUCUGCUUCAGAUCCCCAUUAUUGAUGAGUACUGGGUCCCUCCUCAAGACCCAGCGAGUCUCACUCGUUCGCGCGAUUUCGCUAUAAAGCGCGGUUAUGGUCUCGGUUUCGCAUCCGAGGAAGCGGCCAAGCACGAAAUUGCGGCUGCCACAUGAGGAGCUGGCUUUUCUUCAAUCUCGAGUACCCAUUCAUCAACAUCUUGUACAUUAUCAUAUUAGCAUGCUCAUACAACCAAUCGCAGGCUGCAUUGCGGCCCAUUAAACUUUGCAUAUAUUCAUACCAUGCACAAUGAUGAACCGCC
Messenger RNA from Cryptococcus deneoformans JEC21, 1620 nucleotides. Its product is annotated as cytoplasm protein, putative. The record is from RefSeq and is a predicted model, not a curated record. NCBI's taxonomy places the organism in Eukaryota, Fungi, Basidiomycota, Tremellomycetes, Tremellales, Cryptococcaceae. The transcript is spliced from 10 exons. The coding region runs from base 254 to 1474 and encodes 406 amino acids.